UGAUAAUAAAUACAUAUAUCAAGACUAGGUCUAGGGAUAUAAACCGAGAGAACCGAUAACCGAACCGGAAUCGAAUCCAAAACCAACCGAUGUUCACAAAUAACGGAACAAAAAAAACAAAAUCAAACUGAGAACCGAAUGAAUACGUGAAUAUCUAAAAUAUAGUUUAUAGACCUAAAAUAUUAAUUAUAUUUAACUUUACAAUAUUACUUAUAAACCAAAUUACCUAAAGAAAAUUGAAUUACUCGAUUAUUUUUUAUCUGAAAUAUUUUAAAAUGUUCCAAAUUAACCAAAAUAACCGAAUUGUCUAAAUAAUUUUUAUCCAAAAUAUUUAAAUUUAUUCGAAUAACUUGAUAUUUAAUCCGAAAAACUGGAAAAAAAAAUCAAAAAUGUGAUUUUCCUGAAUUAUCAGAAAACCAGAACCAAAUUGGAACUGGAAUUUUAUCGGACAUUAGUCGUUUCCUAACAUUGUUAUUUGAGCCAAAAACGACUUAACCGAGUCAAACCAGAAUUGGACUGAAAAUUGAAAGCUUAUGCCUAACUGAGACCAUCAAAAUCCAACAAUAAUAUGAAAUAUUGGUUUCAGUCUCGUUCAGAAAUAGCAUCUCAUCCUAUAGGCCAAAUUGUUUUCUGUUUGCAGUUGCAUAUUACCCGCCUUAUUUUUUAAGUCGGGAUUAGUUUUCCAUUUCACUAUAAAAAAAAUUGCUAAAAACAGAAUUCUUCAACAACAAAUAAACGAAAUUCGCUUUGAACUUUGAUUAUUGUUUCGUAGGUUUCGUUUUUUCAAAUAUAAAUCUUCUCUUCAUCAUUCUUAUAAUCCUCAUUCCAAACCUAAUCAAUAAUCAAAGAUGAAGCAAUUCUCGAGACUUCUCUUCAUUUCCGUUCUCUAUUUAUCAUCUGUCAAUGCUGAUUCCAGCCUUAUUACCAGUCUCUGCAAACACUGUGACGAUCCAAAACUCUGUCUCUCGAGCAUAUAUGCCCGUCCCGAGUCAGGGGAGUUUGCAGCCACCACCAACCAGAUCGAGAUCAUAGCUAUCUCUGCCGCCUCAGCUAAUGCCUCCUCCACUUCCGCCUAUAUUAAGGAAAUGCUUAGCCGAGAGGAUCUGGAGCCGGCUACGGAGGCCACAUUCGAGGACUGCCAGAAGAAUUACCAAGAUGCCGUGGAGCAGCUCGACGACUCGAUAUCCGCCAUGCUUACUGAUGCACACGCCGACGUCGAUGUCUGGCUGAACGCUGCAAUCAGCGCCAUCAAAUCUUGUAGCAAUGAGUUGGAGUCAGGCGCCGGAAAUGAUGCAGAGCUUUCUCAGAGAAACCUAGUUUUUCUUAAACUGUGCAAAAAUGCUUUGGUGAUUAACAAAAUGUUAACAUGAGAUUAACUCCCAACAUUUGAAUGUUACCGUACAAUAUUUUGUUGUUUGUUUGAUUUUUUGUCAACUUUUUCUUGUAUUGAUUUAUAUGUAUCAUUGCAUUGCAUUAAAUAAAAACAUCAAAAAGAGUUUCUUUUUCAUAGUUUCAUGAUCAAAUACAAUGUCAAUUUUCAACAAUGAAAUGCAUUUUUUUGACAAAAGAAUGUACAUGUUACAAUAUUGAGAUCCAGCCCAGAUGAAUACUGUCCACUGGGCCCAAACUGUGACACAUAUAAAUAGGUUCAUAAUGUUGGUUUAUACGGUUAUCAAAGUAAAACCAAACUUACUAUUCUUGACUUAAUCUAUACGGUUUCAGUUUGGAUUGUAUAUAACCAGGUCGAUCUUAUGUAUUCAUAAGAACAUAUAUUCAGUUUCAGUCCAUUUAUUUGGUUUGAUUAAGAUGAAACUGAAUCAAUCAAGUUUAUUUAGAAGAUAAUUCCCUAUCUUCAAUAUAAAAGAAAAUGAUCACAGACAAUAUGAUUAGGCGAUGUAGAAAAAUGUGUAAAAGCAAAACAAUGGUGGGUAGUUGAGAUCCAGUAACAAAUGAAACCAAUGGUGGAGAUCUACUCGACCCAUCAUGCAAUUUUUCUAGUCAAAUUGUUCUCCAAACUCCAACUCCACGUUAACCUCUACCAUAUUCAUAAUGUAACGAAUGUAGUUAAGUAUUUUGAUUUAUCUAUAUCAACUCAAUAUUUCUCUCUUUUAUAAAAAAAGGUAAACUAGAAUAACCGAGUGACAAGCUUGGAGAUAUAAUAAUUAAGACUCAUGAUUAAAAUCUGAUAUUUUUCAGAAAUGUACGAUCACGAUCAAUUUUGACAUGAUUUUUAGAGGUUGCUUGUAAGAUAGGGUUGUUGAAUAGAUUCUAGAUUCAAUGUCCCAGAAAAUGACAAAACACAGAUACCUUUCUUCUCCACUUGGACCAAUAAUAUAUAGCAACUUGUUCUAAGCUUUAAUUACUUAUUUUUCCAAAUAUUUUGUUUCUUUGCUAUUCAUCACUCAAAAGGUAAUUCACAUUGUUAUACGUUUAUUAAAUACCAUAUGGGUAUUAAGAAAUAAGCUUCAAAUUUAAAGGUUACAAUAUAUACAUAUAUGUGAAGUAAUUCAAACAAUAUGCACAU
This is a messenger RNA of Brassica napus (rape), 2524 nucleotides long. RefSeq names its product pectinesterase inhibitor. Bases 849 to 1370 code for a protein of 173 amino acids. Lineage: Eukaryota; Viridiplantae; Streptophyta; Magnoliopsida; Brassicales; Brassicaceae. The transcript has a single exon. The record is from RefSeq and is a predicted model, not a curated record. Gene Ontology annotation, molecular function: enzyme inhibitor activity.